AUGUUUUCAAGGUUGGCACCACCUAUCCGUUUUAUCAGUGCAAGAAUUAUAAAGGAGCCUACGAGACCAUUGAUUGUGAUGAAAAGACAAGCUACGUUGGCCAGGUUUUUCAGUUCUGUGAAGAAGGACGCCGAUGGGGACAAGAAAGGUGAGCAAGCUGAUGUGAAGACCGCAGCGGUCGAUUUGAACAGUCAUGAAGUGGACGCGAACAAGAGUCCCUUAAAGAAGAUGAAGCUGGAGUCCACAGGUUCUCUGACAGCUACGAAGAACGGCAAUCAGGGCAAGGAAGAGCACGAAGGUACUCCGAUUGCAAGCACUCCUCGCCAAGUUGACUCUAAGUUUUUUUGCAAGGUGCCUUAUUCUGACUUGUGUAACUUGUUUGAGGAGAUCGAGGGCACUUCUUCCCGUUUGGCAAUUAUCAAGCUAUGUUCUGACUUCUUCAUCAAGAUAAUGAAGGAGGACCCACAGAAUCUUAUCCCAGUGACGUACUUGUUUAUUAACAAACUGGGCCCCGACUAUGAGCCUGGGUUGGAAUUGGGUUUAGGUGAAAAUCUGCUGAUGAAGACAAUUAGUGAAUCAUGCGGUAAAUCAAUGCAACAGAUAAAAAACCAGUACAGAGAAAUUGGUGAUCUCGGUCAAAUUGCUCUCGAGGCCAGAAAUGUGCAACCUACAAUGUUCAAACCUAAGCCACUGGUAGUGGGUGAGGUAUUCGAAAACCUGAAGACUAUCGCAAAGUCUCAAGGUAAAGAUUCUCAGACAAAGAAGAUGAAACUGAUUAAAAGAAUGUUGACAGCGUGUCAAGGUACUGAGGCAAAAUUCUUGAUCAGAUCUCUGGAAUCGAAGUUAAGAAUUGGUCUGGCUGAAAAAACCGUUUUAAUUGCACUUUCGAAGGCAUUACUGAUACAUGACGAGAAAUACAGCAAUAAAGAGCCCUCGAUGGACGUUGUCGAACAAGCUGAGCAAAAGAUUCGAGACGCAUUUUGUCAAGUUCCAAACUAUGAAUUGGUUAUUAAUGCAUGCUUAGAUUACGGCAUUAUGAAACUUGAUGAACAUUGUACUAUACAACCUGGUAUCCCAUUAAAACCUAUGCUUGCAAAGCCUACAAAGGCAAUUAAUGAAGUGUUAGAUAGAUUUCAAGGACAAACUUUUACAUCGGAAUAUAAAUACGAUGGUGAAAGAGCUCAAGUUCAUUUGCUAAAAGAUGGUACCAUGAGAAUUUACUCCAGAAAUGGUGAAAACAUGACUGAAAGAUAUCCAGAAAUUCAAAUCAAGGAUUUUUUGGCAGAUCCGGCAUCAACUACAUCAUUAAUUCUUGAUUGUGAAGCAGUCGCUUGGGAUAAAGAACAAAAUAAAAUACUACCAUUUCAAGUCUUGACCACAAGAAAAAGGAAGGAUGUUAAUAUUAAUGAGGUGAAAGUUCGUGUGUGUCUGUUUGCUUUCGAUAUUUUAUUGCAUAAUGACAUGCGCCUGAUAAAUGAGCCACUGAGUAAAAGGCGGGAGGUAUUGCAUGAGGUAACAAAACCAGUUGAAGGUGAAUUCCAAUAUGCAACACAGAUGACCACUAGUAAUCUUGACGAAUUACAGAAAUUCUUAGACGAAUCAGUUAAAAAUUCUUGUGAAGGUUUGAUGGUUAAGAUGAUGGAUGGUGUUGAGUCAUAUUACGAACCAAGUAAACGUUCGAGAAAUUGGUUGAAAUUGAAAAAGGACUAUCUUGAAGGUGUUGGUGAUUCUCUAGAUUUAUGUGUGUUAGGGGCCUAUUUUGGUAGAGGUAAAAGAACGGGUACCUAUGGUGGUUUUUUACUUGGUUGUUAUAAUGCUGACAGUGAGGAUUUUGAGACUUGUUGUAAAAUAGGUACAGGUUUUUCGGAAGAAAUGCUACAAACACUAUAUGAAAAGCUAUCGCCCACUGUUAUUGAUGGCCCAAAAGGUACGUAUGUGUUUGACUCAAGUGCAGAACCGGACGUAUGGUUUGAACCAACAAUGCUAUUCGAAGUAUUGACUGCUGAUCUGUCACUAUCACCAAUCUACAAAGCAGGUAGCUCUGUUUAUGAUAAGGGUAUAUCCUUGAGAUUUCCGCGUUUUCUAAGAAUCAGAGAUGAUAAAUCUGUUGAGGACGCUACAUCAUCAGAACAGAUCAUAGAAAUGUACCAAAAUCAAAGUCAUGUAGCUAAUUAA
Molecule: messenger RNA, 2175 nt
Organism: Nakaseomyces glabratus
Lineage: Eukaryota; Fungi; Ascomycota; Saccharomycetes; Saccharomycetales; Saccharomycetaceae
Gene: CDC9
Product: DNA ligase (ATP) CDC9
Biological process (GO): DNA recombination; DNA repair; Okazaki fragment processing involved in mitotic DNA replication
Cellular component (GO): nucleus; mitochondrion
Molecular function (GO): DNA ligase (ATP) activity; ATP binding; DNA binding
Source: RefSeq, a predicted model, not a curated record